This is a messenger RNA of Malurus melanocephalus (red-backed fairy wren), 893 nucleotides long. RefSeq names its product ranBP-type and C3HC4-type zinc finger-containing protein 1-like. The transcript has 2 exons. The record is from RefSeq and is a predicted model, not a curated record. The annotation marks the transcript as partial. NCBI's taxonomy places the organism in Eukaryota, Metazoa, Chordata, Aves, Passeriformes, Maluridae.
CUUCCCCAUUCUUCUCCUUCCUCACUUUCCUUCCUCAUCCUCCUCGUUCCCCCUCAUCCUUCUGCUUCUCCUCCUUUCUCAUCCUGCUCCUCCUUCAUCGUUUUCACUCUGUUCUUCCUCCCUUCUGCUUCCUCAUCCUCGGUGUCCUGCUCCUUCUUCUGCCUCUUGCUGCUGCUGUUCUUCCUCCUCUUUCUUUCCUCUUCUCCAUUUUCUUUCUCCUUCCUUCUCCUCCUCCACCCUUCCCCUUCCUCCUUCUCCUCCCUGCCUCAUUCCCUUCCCAUCCCCAUCUCCCAUUCCUGGCCGAUCCCAGCCUGUCCCGUGUCCGGCUGUGUCCCCAGGCCGUGUCCCGGACCUUCCGGAGCGGAUGGACAUUGGGGACAUCCGGGAUCACCUGGACUCGCUGCAGCUUUGGGACAGUGCCGGGGCCCCGCCCGCAACCCCUGAGCCCCGCCCGCCCUCACCUGAGCAGGCAGGCUGGCCGUGUCCCCGGUGCACGUUCCUGAACAAGCCCACCCGGCCGGGCUGUGAGAUGUGCAGCUCCCCCCGGCCCGAGGGGUACCGGGUUCCUGGGGGGCACCGCCCCGACCCCGCUGAGCAGCAGCGGCUCCAGAGGGAGCAGGACGCCAUCCGCCAGUGCCAGCAGGUACGGGAUGAGGGAUCAAUGGGAUCGAUCAAUGGGAUCAAUCAGUGGGAUCAAUGGGACCAAUGGGAUCAAUGGAAUCAGGGCAUCAAUGGGAUCAGUCAAUGGGAUCAGGAAUCUGCCAGUACUAGCAGGUAUGGGAUCAGGGAUCCAUUGGAUCAAUCAAUGGGAUCAAUCAGUGGGAUCAAUCAACGGGAUCGGGGAUCAAGGGGAUCAGGGAUCAAUGGGAUUGGGGAUCUGCCAGUGCCAGCAG